Messenger RNA from Ziziphus jujuba (common jujube), 1591 nucleotides. RefSeq names its product FCS-Like Zinc finger 6. NCBI's taxonomy places the organism in Eukaryota, Viridiplantae, Streptophyta, Magnoliopsida, Rosales, Rhamnaceae. The transcript is spliced from 2 exons. Bases 684 to 1238 code for a protein of 184 amino acids. The record is from RefSeq and is a predicted model, not a curated record.
ACUUCACCCAAAAAAAAAAAAAAAACCUUGCAAAAACAUAGAAGAAUCCAAAAAAUAAAAUAAAAUAAAAGAUUCUAACUUCUCGUGAUUCCGUUUGGCGAGCUUUAUAAGCAUCAGAUUCGACGGCGAAUCCUAACUGUAUGUAAAGGCGCCAAAAUCCCAACUUCAAAUCCCUGAUUUUGUCCCCCGAAAAAAAAAAAAAAAUGAAAAAAAAAAAACUCAAAAUUCCUACUAAAACCCUAGCUCAAUUCUCAGCUCAAAUCCCUGAAACCACUCACACCAAAAGUUAUUCUUCUACUAAAUCUCUGUUUCCUACUCCAAAACCCUUUUGAAUUCUCAGCUCUCUUUCUCACAUUCUCUUUUCCCCUAACAAAAUUCCCCCACCUACUAAUUAUUUCCGUACGGUUUAAUCUCUGUUAGUUCACCGUUUUUGGCUUUCCAGUGUUUCUUCUUAGCUCAAUCUUUAACCCUAGAAAAAAAAACCCAUUUACUACUUUGAAUUCUACUGCAUUCUUCUUCUUCUUCUACCUGCAUGUCAAAACCCUAACCCUUGCGAGCUAACUGGUCUCUUUUGACCACUGAAAUUCUAGAUUUUUUAUCAUAAUUCUUGGAUCUAAUAAGAACUUUAAGCGUUGAAGAAGACUAAGAAUUGUGAGAACUUUUCACCAUUUUUGGCCUCCCCGAUGUCUUCGAAACGAUCUAGAAUUGUACGGUCUUCGAGCCAGGGGGAGAUAGGGUUGUUCUCUCAAAUCCAGCCGAUCGAACCGCCGGCGGGUCCUUGGGUCCCGAAGCGGCCGGCUUUUGCCAAACCGGUUCAAGAACAGUCCAAGAACUCGGUUCUGUCUACUACCGCCGUACCGGAAUCGUCUCGAGAAAAGUACGUCGAGAACGGGAAUUCGAUUGCCGUUGAUGGACAAAAGCAACAGAGUAUCCUGACGCUUUAUUCAUCGGCUGAUGAGAGUAACGAUAGUGGGUUCAAGAAGCAGAAGAAUCAGCCCAACGAAGAGUUCGGAGCUUUUCUCAAAGCUUGUUCCUUGUGCAAGAAGAAGCUCAAGGUAGACGACGACCUCUUCAUGUAUGGAUACCUCCGUGCAUUUUGUUCACCUGAGUGCCGAGAUGAUCAGAUUGCUUUAGAUGGGUAUGACAGGGAAGCUGCUUUAGAGUACGCAAGGAGACUCGAAGAGUGGCAGGAAACCACCAAUGGAAAAAACCCUUUUGACAAGGGUUUUGCUCCCUAGCUUUCUAAUUGUAGAGAGAGAUGCACAGCUGUUGAAUUUUUUGCAGUCAGCUUGCACUUUUAUGUAGGAAGAAACUAAUCUCACACAAAUCGUUUUGGUAAGCCUUUAUCCAAUUCUAGUUAUUUUUAUUUUUUUUCACCAACAGAAACGAUUUUUAGUUGCUUCUAAUUGGGAUUCUGUUUUCUCAUUUGACUAAAGAAAAAGGGGUUUCUGUUUUUCCUUUAUUACUGUUAGAUAUGUAUAAAUUUUUCAGCCCCAUGAUUCUUUAAGAUAUUUAUACAUUAUCUUUGCUAAUAGUUUUGUUAAUAACUACGGUGCAUAUCAAUAAACAUUUUCCUUUGCAUCUGGGCCAA